This is a messenger RNA of Salvelinus fontinalis (brook trout), 7130 nucleotides long. RefSeq names its product volume-regulated anion channel subunit LRRC8D-like. The coding region runs from base 219 to 2759 and encodes 846 amino acids. The transcript has 2 exons. Gene Ontology annotation, molecular function: protein binding. The record is from RefSeq and is a predicted model, not a curated record. NCBI's taxonomy places the organism in Eukaryota, Metazoa, Chordata, Actinopteri, Salmoniformes, Salmonidae.
GUCCCAUGCUGCAACCAACCUUCAUGGCCGCAGCAUGUCGCUAUGGAGGAAGCAGAACCAAAGCAAUUUUCUAAUCAGCUUAGUGUCUGUUCAGCAAUACGGUUGACUAGAUGUUAAGCGUUUCGUCUUUGUUUACCUUAUCGAAUCAUGGGACGUACCAAUAAUUAUCAUUUUUCGGCUGAAGUAUCGAGGCAACGGGACACAAAUUAAUUGAAGUGAUGUUUACUCUCACAGAGGUAGCCGCCCUGAAUGACAUCCAGCCAACUUAUCGGAUCCUGAAACCAUGGUGGGACGUCUUUAUGGACUACCUGGGUGUUGUCAUGCUGAUGCUGGCCAUAUUUUCUGGAACCAUGCAAUUAACCAAAGACCAGGUGGUUUGCCUUCCCGUCCUGGAACCAGCUCCAGAGGACCCCAGCAGCUUCACGACACCGCAGCCAGAGGAGGGGUCUGGUUCUGGGUCAGGGAACGGAGUAAGCAGGGUGACUCUAGCCGCCGCGCCCCUAAUGAUUAACGAUCUACCGGAUAGUGUUGUUCAUGAGAUCCACUUCACACAGUAUGGUGGUGUUGGACAGCAGCCUCCGCCAACAGGCGUCAGGACAAACCUGGACUUUCAGCAGUAUGUUUUUGUCAAUCAGAUGUGCUACCACGUUGCCCUGCCGUGGUACUCAAAAUACUUCCCAUACCUAGCUCUCAUACACACCAUCGUCCUUAUGGUCAGCAGUAACUUUUGGUUCAAAUAUCCAAAGACUAGUUCGAAAAUAGAGCAUUUUGUGGGCAUUCUGGGGAAGUGUUUUGAGUCUCCUUGGACGACCAAGGCAUUGUCCGAGACGGCAUGUGAGGACUCAGAGGAGAAUAAGCAAAGGCUCACUGGUGCCCAUUCCCUACCAAAACAUUUCUCAACCAGCAGUGAAGAGGGAAGUCCUAACCAGUCCACCCCGAUGCUGGCUAAAUCUGGGGUCAAGUUUACUGCUGAUAAGCCUGUUAUUGAAGUCCCAUGCAUGACCAUACUGGACAAGAAAGAUGGAGAGCAGGCCAAGGCCUUGUUUGAAAAGGUUAGGAAGUUCCGUGCCCACGUGGAAGACAGUGAUUUAAUCUACAAGCUCUAUGUUGCUCAAACUGUGAUCAAAACCGUGAAGUUCAUUUUAAUCUUGUGUUACACAAUGACAUUUGUUGCUUCAAUUGACUUUGACCAUGUGUGUGAGCCUGACAUAAAACAUUUAACCGGAUACUCUAAAUUCCAAUGCACACAUAACAUGGCAUUCAUGUUAAGGAAGCUGCUUGUCAGCUAUAUUUCCCUCGUCUGUAUAUAUGGCCUCAUCUGCAUAUACACUCUCUUCUGGCUGUUUCGACGACCUCUCAAGGAGUACUCUUUCGAGAAAGUCAGAGAGGAGAGUAGUUUCAGUGACAUUCCUGACGUGAAGAACGACUUUGCGUUCCUCUUGCAUAUGGUCGAUCAGUAUGACCAGCUGUACUCAAAGCGUUUUGGCGUCUUCCUCUCUGAAGUCAGCGAGAAUAAACUGCGAGAGAUCAGCUUGAAUCACGAGUGGACCUUUGAGAAACUGAGACAGCACGUAACCCGCAACGCUCAGGACAAAUUGGAGCUCCAUCUCUUCAUGCUGUCAGGUCUGCCAGAUGCUGUCUUUGAUCUGACCGAUUUGGAGAUCCUAAAGCUAGAGCUGAUCCCAGAGGCCAGGAUAACAGCCAAGAUCUCCCAGAUGAUCAACCUUCAGGAGCUUCACUUUUAUCACUGUCCUGCCAAAGUUGAGCAGACCGCGUUCAGUUUCCUUCGCGACCACCUCCGGUGCCUUCAUGUCAAGUUUACAGACGUAGCUGAGAUCCCCACCUGGGUGUACCUGUUGAAAAGUCUGAGGGAGCUAUACUUGGUCGGGAAUCUGAAUUCUGAAAACAACAAGAUGAUUGGUUUAGAAUCUCUCAGAGACCUGAGACAUCUGAAGAUUCUGCAUCUAAAAAGCAACUUGACGAAGGUCCCAACCAACAUAACAGAUCUCUCUCCACACCUGAUCAAGCUGGUGGUACAUAAUGACGGUACUAAACUCCUGGUACUGAACAGUUUGAAAAAAAUGAUGAACCUAGCUGAACUGGAGCUUCACAAUUGUGAACUGGAGAGGAUUCCCCAUGCUAUUUUCAGUUUGACCAACCUGCAGGAGCUGGACCUGAAAUCCAACAACAUUCGCACCAUUGAGGAGGUCAUCAGCUUCCAGCACCUCAAUAGGCUGAUCUGCCUUAAACUGUGGCACAAUAAAAUCAUCACCAUUCCAUUGUCCAUAAGCCAUGUCAAAAACCUUGAGUCCCUCUACCUUUCGCACAACAAACUGGAAUCUCUGCCCGUACCUUUGUUUAACCUGCUGAAGCUGAGGUAUCUGGACGUUAGCCACAACUCCAUAGUGGUGAUCCCUCUGGAGAUCGGCUUCAUGCAGAACCUCCAGCACUUUGCCAUUACAGGAAACAAGGUGGAGGUGGUACCCAAGCAGCUGUUCAAGUGCACCAAAUUGAAGGCACUAUGUCUGGGACACAACUGUAUUUCUGUCCUUCCAGAGAAGAUUAGCAAUCUGGUGCAGCUAACAAACCUGGAGCUUAUGGGAAACUGUCUGGACCGCCUGCCAGCCCAGCUAGGCCAGUGUCAUCUCCUCCGCAGGAACUGCCUGGUGGUGGAGGACCACCUCUUUGACUCACUCCCCCUAGACGUCAAGGAGAGUAUCAAUCAGGAAGCCAACGUUCCCUUUGCUAAUGGGGUGUGAGUGUGGAAGGACAGUCACUUUACCCAUACAGGAAUGAGAUUACAAAAAUGUGGCAAUAACUGUCCAUACACAGCCAGCUAGUCAACUUUUUUAAUUACAGCAUGUGAACUGGAAUAACGGUUUUUGCUCAGGGCUGACUCGUCGAACAGAUGAUGUUUAAACUUAUAGAAAAUGGCACUGUGCUAACUAUUUAAAAGAGUUGAUUCCAGGUACUGUGGAAAAUGCUAGAAUGAUGGUCUAGAUCCAGAAUAAUAGGUUAGUUCCAUAGUGAUGGGCUGAUUCCAGAAUAACAGACAAGUUCCAGAAUGAUGGGCUAGUUCCAGAAUAAGGAGCUGGUUCCAGAGUGAGUUUGUUGUAGAAUGACAGCAAUGGUUGUGUUAGACACUAAAUGAUUAGUCAAUGUUCUGAGGAAAAGGGAUGCUCCUCUUAAUGAAACAGAGAAUGGUGGUGUAGAAUUCAUAGAUACCAGGGAUACAGUAGCCUCAAAUUAUUGGCACCCUUGAUAAAGAUGAGCAAAAAAUAAUGUAUAAAAAAAGAACACAAAUACUGAGCUAUAUUGUAUGCAUUUUAUUAUUUUAUACUAAUACUAAUCGCUCAGAGAAGUAGAUUUGGUUUAACAAGUAAAACAAAACAAAUCUCAAAAAUAUAUGACAACAAGCAAUGACAACAAGCUCAGUCCGAUGAUGCUGUGACACACCGCCCCCAGACCAUGACGGACCCUUCGAAUCCAAAUCGAUCCCGUUCUAGAGUACAGGCCUCGAUGUAACGCUCAUUCCUUCGACGAUAAACGUGAAUCCGACCUUCACCCCUGGUGAGACAAAACCACGACUCGUCAGUGCAGAGUACUUUUUGCCAGUCCUUUCUGGUCCAGCGACGGUGGGUUUGUGCCCAUAGGUGACAUUGUUGCCAGUGAUGUCUGGUGAGGACCACUGAUGGAGGGAUUGUGCAUUCCUGGUGUAACUCGGGCAGUUGUUGUUGCCAUCCUGUACCUGUCAUGCAGGUGUGAUGUGCGGAUGUACCGAUCCUGUGCAGGUGUUGUUACACAUGGUCUGCCAUUGCGAGGACGAUCAGCUGUCCGUCCUGUCUCCCUGUAGCACUGUCUUAGGCGUAUCACAGUACGGACAUUGCAAUUUAUUGCCCUGGCCACAUUUGCAGUCCUCAUGCCUCCUUACAGCAUGCCUAAGGUACGUUCACGCAGAUGAGCAGGGACCCAUGGCAUCUUUCUUUUGUUGUGUGUCAGAGUUACUAGAAAGGCCUCUUUAGUGUCCUAAGUUUUCAUAACUGUGACCUUAAUUUCCUACCGUCUGUAAGCUGUUAGUGUCUUACCGACCGUUUCACAGGUGCAUGUUCAUGAAUUGUUUAUGGUUCAUUGAACAAGCAUGGGAAACAGUGUUUAAACCCUUUACAAUGAAGAUCUGUGAAGUUAUUUGGAUUUGUAUGAAUGAUCUUUGAAAGACAGGGUCCUGAAAAAGGGCCGUUUCUUUUUUUGCUCAGUUUACCUGCUGUAAAAUAUGAUGGUAGAUAUUUUAUGAUAUGGGGCUGUUUCGCUUCCACUCGUCCUGAGGCCCUUGUUAAGGUCAACGGCAUCAUGAACUCUUCCAAGUACGAGGACAUUUAGCCAAAAACCUGGUUGUCUCUGCCAGGAGGCAGAAUUUUGGCUGCAAGUGGAUCUUUCAGCAUAACAAUGACCCCAAGCAUGCAUCAAAAUCCACAAAGAAAUGGUUAAUUGAUAACAAAAUCCACAUUUUGUAACGGCCAUCUCAGUCCCUGGACUUGAACCCCAGCACAGACCAAAGGAUAUCAAGGAUCUGGAAAGUUUCUGUGUGGAUGAAUGGUCUAAGAUCCUUCCCAAUGUGUUCUCAAAUCUCAUAAAACAUUAUAGAAAAAGGAUAGGUGCCCUUAUCCUUGCAUGGGUAAGGUGCACAACGCAUUGGAAACGGGUGGCAAUCAUUUUUACGUAUCUUAAUAUAUAUAUUCUUUUAGCUUGUUAAAGAAAAUAUUUUUCUCUGAGCAAUUGUAUUAUUACAAAAUAUAAUUUUCCAAUUGUUUUGAAUAGGCCAUACAAUAUUGUUCAGUAUUUGUAUUAUUUAUGUGAUACUGUCUUUUUUGCUCAUCUUUAUUAAGGGUGUCAACAAUUUUGGUGGUGACUAUAUCAGGGUUGGGCUCAAUUCAGAAUUGAAUUGAGAAUACCUUAUAAAUUUCAAUUCUUGAAUUGAAGCAGCAAACAGGAUAAGAAUUGCAAUUUGAAUUACAGGAAAUAGAAUUGAAUUAAGUGAAAUUCUAAGAAAUUCAAAAGGCAGAGACAUAUCUCCGACUGGCCAAUAAAAAGAAAAGAUUAAGAUGGGCAAAAGAGCGGGCACUGGACAGAGGAACUCUGCCUAGAAGGCCAUCAUCCCGGAGGCACCUCUUCACUGUUGACGUUGAGACUGGUGAUUUGCGGGUACUAUUUAAUGAAGCUGCCAGUUGAGGACUUGUGAGGCGUCUGUUUCUCAAACUAGACACUCUAAUGUACUUGUCCUCUUGCUCAGUUGUGCACUGGGGCCACCCACUCCUCUUUCUAUUCUGGUUACAGCCAGUUUGCUCUGUUCUGUGAAGGGAGUUUACAGCAUUGUAUGAGAUCUUCAGUUUCUUGUCAAUUUCUUGCAUGGAGUAGCCUUCAUUUCUCAGAACAAGAAUAGACUGACGAGUUUCAGAAGAAAGGUCUUUGUUUCUGGCCCUUUUGAGCCUGUAAUCAAACCCACAAAUCCUGAUUCUCCAGAUACUCAACUAGUCUAAAGGAGGCCAGUUUUAUUGCUUCUUUAAUUAGAACAACAGUUUUCAGCUGUGCUAACAUAAUUGCAAAAGGGUUUUCUAAUGAUCAAUUAGCCUUUUAAAAUGAUAAACUUGGAUUAGUUAACUCAACGUGCCAUUGGAACACAGGAGUGAUGGUUGCUGAUAAUGGGCCUCUGUAUGCCUAUUUAGAUAUUAGAUUAAAAAUCAGCAGGGUCCAGCUACAGUAGUCAUUUACAACAUUAACAAUGUUUACACUGUAUUUCUGAUCAAUUUUAUGUUAUUUUAAUGGACAAAAAAAAAGCAAGGACAUUUCUAAGUGACCACAGACUUUUGAACGGUAGUGUAUCUGGAAGUGUGACUUGUCAGAUUCAAUGAAACUCAAGUUCUAUGACUGAGUUGAAUUUAUUCAAAUUGCACUGAAUAAAAUUAUACUUCCUGUCACUCAAACUCUAAUUCUACAUCCUGUGGAGUGUGGCUAUAUUCAAUUAAAAUGUCAACUCAUGAGUUGAAUGGGAGUCAAUUCCAAAAUUCUGAAUUGGGCCCAACCCUGGACUGUGUAUGAACUGAUGAGCUUUUAUCUUUUGUUAUUUUGUUUUAUUUACUGUAUGUUUUAUAGCAAAAUGUCUCUACCUUUUACCUGAAUCCAGGAUGUAGCAGCUUAGGGAUUCCUCUCACGAUUUUUACGUCAUUCUUUUGUUGUCAUUAUUUAGAUUAUAAAUACCUGUGGUUGUUUGAAAGGAACCUCCAAACUUACCGACAAGUGUGACAACCCAGUCAACAAGCAUGCCUAUGCCCGUACUAUAUCUGCUGUGGUAAGAACCACAUGUUAUAAGCAGACCAAAGCAAGGAAGAGUUUAUCAACAAGGAUAAUUAAUAAACACUAUUGUACGUGAUAUCCGCUCUGCAGCAUUGAUGUGCAUCAACAAUAUGGUCUUGGCUACUCACUUAAUGACAUUGUGCAUGUGUAUGUUUGCUAUCCUUUUACUCAUAAAUGUGUCAGUAAAGUAUUUAACUCUUUCAAUAGACAUUUUCAACAUGUCCGUUCCCCUGUGAUGCAUUCAGAAUGAAAUAUACCAGAGGUUCCUCUGGUAUCUGAUUUCCCCUAUGUCUCAAUUUCACAAUAUGUUUGAAGUAUUUUUAACUUCACUGGUAUGGUUGUAGGCUACCAGAGCAUGUGAUGCAGGCCAUGCCAGGUCAUUUUGAACUGUUUUGCACCUUUCAAUCAGUCAGAAGUAUCAUAUUCCUGCCUUCCAUUGGUGGCACACAUCUAAUUAAUUUAGUCAUAUAGUGCCUAUCUUUUCCAUUCAUUUAGGAUUCAGACCUGCAGAUAUCUCCUAAUGCUUAUAGGCUGAUCUACACAGCAGUUGCUGUUGAAUAGGAAUUCACCUCAGCCUGACACCACUUUUUUGUUGCAUGGAAUCAUCUGACAAACUUAGAUUUGCGGUAAACUUUUAUUUAAUUUGACAUUUUGUUCAACCAAUGAAAAAUGCUACCAUCUGAAAUGCUACAGUGUUCAGUCUCGACUAGUUAAAAGAUUAUAAAUGUUAAGGUAUGACAAUUGUAACUCAAUAAAGGAGUUGCGUUGACUUGCACAGUAAA